Linnemannia hyalina is the source of this 753-nucleotide messenger RNA. The record is from the annotation of a GenBank genome assembly. NCBI's taxonomy places the organism in Eukaryota, Fungi, Mortierellomycota, Mortierellomycetes, Mortierellales, Mortierellaceae.
AUGCCUGUCGACGACAACAUCUGGAACUUGAACAGCUCCUCGGAUCGACAGCAUACAGAGGCCUAUGGCUCAACAGAGAUCUUUGAUGCCACCAACUAUACCUUCCCACGGCAGAGAAUCCCACACCAAAUGAAAGAAAUGGCCCGAGACCACGUUUUGGAAAACACCGACUUUGAAAUCAUGGGAGGGUACUUUUCACCCGUGUCCGACUUUUAUCAGAAGCAAGGACUGGCAGAGGCAAAACAUCGUGUGCGCAUGUGCGAGCUGGCAGUCGAAAAGUCAAGCACAUGGUUGAUGGUCGACAGCUGGGAGAGUCUGCAGACAAGUUACCAACGCACCGCUAUUGUUCUGGAUCACUUUCAGUACGAGCUCAACGGCGCCGACGGCGAAGGUGGCGUCAAGCUGAAGAAUGGCGAGUACAAGCCGAUCAAAAUUAUGCUUCUUGCUGGUGGAGACUUGGUCCAGUCCUUUGCCGCUCCCGAUGUCUGGGCUACUGCCGAUCUUCACCACAUUAUCGGAAAAUACGGAUGUUUGAUUCUGGAGAGAACAGGAUCAGAUGUGUAUGAGUUCCUGCUGUCGCACGACGUCCUGUACAAGCACCGGCGCAACGUCUUUGUGAUCAAGCAGCUCAUCUAUAACGAUAUCAGCUCGACAAAGAUCAGGCUCUUCAUCCGCCGAGGCAUGUCGAUCAAGUACCUCUUGCCAACGGCAGUGAUCGACUACAUCUAUGAACAGAGGCUGUACACAGACUAG